AUGAAUAUUGGCAUUUUCUCAAACCUGUGGAAACUGGACCUCAGCAAUAAUAAGAUGAGAAGUCUUAGUGGAUUGGUGAAUUUCAUUGUCCUUGGAGCCCUCAAUCUGUCUUACAACCAAUUAAGCUGGCCAGAACUACUUAAGCUUCGACACAUACAUAUUCUUGAUCUCACACUCCAUGGCAACCCACAGUUAGUGAAGGAUACAUACUAUCAAAUUCAUGUGAUAGACUGUCUGCCAAACUGCUGGAUGCUGGAUGGGAAACUGAUUACUUCUGGGGACCAUUUUCGAGUGGGACAGUUUUUCAAGAAGUCAGAGAAUCAAAGACAGCCUGUGAGACACAAGUUACCAAAAACCAGCUUCUUCCCUUCUUAUUUAAAGAAAAUUCAAGUCUUUGGCACAUUUGGACCAAGGGCUGCUCAUGUAUUGACAACAUUCCCUUUGAAUAUACCCGCUAAUAUAGAUGUAGAUAAGAAACAUUUGGAAUACCUAGCUUUCAACAUGCAGGAAAUUAUUGCUGUAGAGAAGCCUAACUGUGACAUCAUCAAGAACCACAACAAUUUUCUUGAGCAGUUAUUUGAACAGAGAGUCAAAAACAGAGAGCAGAGCAAUGUUCUCUUUUUACUUCUAUUGGCGUCACUUGAGUUCAGCAUCCCAAGUCAAACAAUUGUGGAAAUGUUGUCUGUGACCAAUUUACAGAAAUGUGGGGAUAUUUUCACUAUUGAUCUGUUCCUAAUGCCACGUGAACUUCGUGGCAUUACAGUGGGGCUACUCUUCAAUGCAAUCAAACUUGACAGAGAAGAAAAUGUGGAUGCAGGUUUGGAUACUAUCAUUCUUUCUUUCUUUCUUUCUUUCUUUCUUUCUUUCUUCUGUCAUAUGUCUUUCUUUCUAUUUGUUAAACAAAAGCCUUUCUUUUAUUCUAGUUACAAGGACUACAGAUUCCUUCUGGCAGCUGAAGUAAGCCAGGUUCUAAUGAUUGUACCAUCAUUUUACUACUAUUUGCAGUUACAAGAACCAGGUCUGUUCUGUGUAUUAAUUGAAGCAACAAACCUAAAAGAGAUACAUGAAAUUAUCAACAAAAUGCUGGAAGAUGAAAUCAGACAUCAGCCCAAAAGCUGUAAUGAAAUUUCUGAAGGAGAUCAGAAAGAGAAUCCUGGAUAUGGGACUGUUGUUGGCUCCUGGCAACGAGAGCUAAGUGAAAUGCUCUCUGUCAUGAUCCAGAAACACUUAAAAGAAGUGACAUCAAAGGAUCCCAAGCUUACAAGCUGUGAAGAGAUUCUUUAUCUGAAUCCUUUUAAGAAGAAUGUCUCCAAGACGCGUUAUGUGAUUCAACAGACUUUGAAAAUUCCAGACAGAAAUGUCUCUGCUCAAUCUACUACGAAAAAACACAUACCUCGAAUUGGUGAAAAUGUUAUACUUGGAAAACAGGUUUUUGGCAAAAUCAUUGCACUUCCUUCAAAAUACACAGCCAAAGUCUACAUUGAUGGAGUUUUAGAACCAAAUGGCUCUAUAAUUAAGAGGGUCAAAGAAAGCUGGAAGCAUUACAAGAUCAUCAACCUGAACAAUAUGGACUGGGAUGGUUAUGGACGGUGCUGGAGAUGGAAAAUGCCAAGAGAGGAAUGCCAAGAAAUGGUCUCCAUGGACCCACUGAGUACUUUAGAGAUCAAGGCUAGUCAAAGUCAGGAAAAAAAAGAGAUGUGGAGCACGCCAGUAAAGAGUAUGUCUGCAAAAGCUGCUAGCUGCCGAUCUCUUAGUUAUAUAACACAACCUGACUUAAAAGAAAAAUCCUACUAUUUGCAAUGCAAUAGUACAAGCCAGGAAGAACAAGGGGAGGAUUCAGAUCACCUUGAAUCUGAAUUGAACUUUGACAAGCCGGAUGUGAAAGUCAUUAUGAAUAUGGAUAACGUUUCAGAUUCAGUUGAGAAAGAAGACCUGAAAAUGACGGAUUCAGAUUUUGAAAACUAUGUGAGAGCUCUGAAAUCCUCAUCUGCCAAGAGAGAGCACCCUGAUAGUGAGGUGCUGGUGUUACAUCUGGAAAAGUCUAAGCGACCUCAUUCAGCCAUACCAAUCAUCCAGAUGUCCAAGACAGAUCUGGAGAAAGAAGGGCAGCCAGAUAGAUAUCCUUUGUUAGCGACAAGAAAAAACAUGUUCUCCAAGGUCAUAAGAAAAUCACCUGUGUCUACUCAGUGGAGUAGCAGAAACAGCAGUACUGAUGUUGACUCUGGGCAUUGUUUGUCUGGAGGGGAUGCAUCUUGCAGGGAGGAAAAACAUGAAAGUGCUGCGACUGCAUCUGCUGAUGUAUUCCACAGUAUGCAGAAAAAGGCAGAAGAGAAGAAGCGAGAAGCAGCAAAAGCAGCCUAUAUUAAUGAAAGAUCCAAAUCAAGUAGCAGCUGUCCAAUGGAGCUGAAAAAUCCUAUUCAGGUUGUCAGUAGCAAUAACUGGUUGGCAAACGGCCGUGAUUUAUUUAAGGAAAGAAAACAACAACAGUAUUUGAAGCGUUUCACUGAUUUGCCCAGUUGGAAAGAAAAAAUGAACUCACUACAAAAGCCUGAGAAAUCACUUAAGAUCAAAGGGCAAUGUCCAACGACUGCUUUCAGGAUAACAAGGCCAAAAUCUGAAACCAGCACUUCAAAUAUACAUGAAGAAAAGUAA
This is a messenger RNA of Acanthosepion pharaonis, 2652 nucleotides long. The record is from the annotation of a GenBank genome assembly. NCBI's taxonomy places the organism in Eukaryota, Metazoa, Mollusca, Cephalopoda, Sepiida, Sepiidae.